Molecule: messenger RNA, 4599 nt
Organism: Puccinia graminis f. sp. tritici CRL 75-36-700-3
Lineage: Eukaryota; Fungi; Basidiomycota; Pucciniomycetes; Pucciniales; Pucciniaceae
Exons: 12
Coding region: 1-4599 (1532 amino acids)
Source: RefSeq, a predicted model, not a curated record
AUGACUUACCUUCAGGAACUUCCUUCCCCUUCGCCGUCGGUUUACGCUGCUGCUUUGGUCUCCUUCCGACUCUCAUUCUAUCCUUCUGGACUCUCGAUCUACUCCUCCCUCAACCUGUCACUCGCCGUUCUCAACUCGGCCAAAUCAACUGACACCCAACUCGAGAGAUCGCUUGCAAUCAGCUGUAUCUUGACCGUCCACAUGGCGCACGAUACUUCGAACGCGUCUUCCCCUCACUCCGAUCCGUUCCCAGCCGAUCAUGGUCCCCCCUUUUCUUUGCCAGAAGACAUCCCGUCUUCUAUAUCGGAAGGCCACAAAGGCAAGAUUCCCAUCUACUUACUUCAUUCUAUGGAAGAUGGUGUACCGUUCAAACACCCGCAGUCAACCAGUAAGGAUCUUCAAGAGAAGACUGUCUCCAGCGCGGCCACUGGCGCCAAAACGGUUAAGAGAUCGGAGGAAUGGAUGGUCCCACCUCCCAAGCGACUGGCUCGAGUGGUCAAUGCUCACCAGAAGACUGUAUCUCCGUCGGUGCAACGAUUGGAUAAACCUGGGAAGUCGAAACCCACCCCAGAAGAAUUCCGUUCGACCGGCCGGGAUGGGGCUGCGUUAGACCCCGCGUUAUCCGCCGAUGAAGAGGAUGUGAAUGUUGCCGACAAAGAAGAGACUGGCUCGCGCUCUUCUGCACUGAUCAACAAGAUGAAGUCCCUCAUCAAAGAGACACCCAAAAAGGCUCUCAAGAAGAAGACGGCCAACAAGUCCAACCCGUUGCGUUUGGGUUCCAUGGACGUUGAUCCACCUGUGACCGAUAAGCAUCAGGCAUCCACGCAUGCAAGAGGGGGUUCGAUGCCCUUGACUAAGGUUGGCUUAGUUCUAUCUCGGCCCUCCAUUAUCGUCCUCACCUUACUGCGUUCUGAUGUGUUUCUCUUCACUAUCUCUUUCAAGUUUGACUCUCAAGGCCUCAAAUCGUCAUCCGCAGGCCAGAAGACUCCUAAGGACAAGAUGCCCGCCGAACGUUCAGACAAGAUGAACGUUGAUCCUCCCGCUCUCGCAAGGCUCAAAGCGACCUUUGCUAUCCCUGCUGCCUCGACUGCCAAUCAGCUCCAGGAGCCUGCUGCCAAUCCUUCUACUCCGGCCCGAAUGGAAAACGUCAACAAAUAUCCGGCUGGACUCACCCGCGGGGGCCCCCAAACUACCCCCGGUAAUCCUGGUCACCUAACCAGAACUCCCUCGACCGCGACUACCAUCUCAAAUUCCGUCCUACCUAAUUUGGCUAAAGCGUCUCUAGCUGACAUGAAGGCAAUGCGCGGGAUUUGGAUAAGGGAUAAGGAGAAUGCCGCUGCCAACGUUUCUGAGCUUCGAAGGGCGGGCCAUCACUUGAUUGCACCGGCUGCCUAUGAAUACCAAGAUCGACACCUCAGGAGGGUGACCAGGUUUUGUUCCCAGCUGGAUCGCAAGAUUGAAGAGUCGGAGCGCACCGGUCUAGUGGAGGAGAUUGAAGUCAUUGACUUGACGGAAGAGCCGGACGAUCCUACAGAGAACAGUGUGGUUGGGUUGACGGGUGCCAAGAGGCCUAUGGAGGGGUCGUCAUCAAUGGAUGUUGAUGACAGCCCAGUUGAGUCCAAGAAGGCUCGAACUUCUGGGCUGGCUCCCGUAAAGAUUGAUCCUCCAAACCUGGGCCCUUAUGGCUUCCGUUCCAUUCCCGACAAGGAUGCCGCUCUCGCUGGACUUACUCCCCGCUUCCCAGUCAAUAAACAGCCAACGAUUUCGGAGUUCAUCAGUCAAUCUAAUCCAUCUCUCAUGCAGCCUCUGCCGAUGUCUAAUCCUCCACUCCAGCCGACAAAGGGUUCUUCUUCCUCUUUGGCUAAAGGGAAGUUGUCUCCUGUUGUGGUGAUCAAUUCCUCAUCGGCGGCAAACCUUCGGUCAACUCCUGCCUCCUCCCAUUCAACUGCGCCGGAGAAUGUCAACUUGUCAUCUGCCCAAGGAAUGGCCAGCACCUCUUCUCUAGUUGCGGCUUCUACAUCGGUCCCAGCUCUCGGUCCUUCUUCGCUCGAGUCGUCUUCUACUUCCAAUAUCCAUGUCUCAGCGCCCUCCGGUCCUCAAACCUCCGAGAAGUCUUCUCACCCUUCUGCUGCUUCUAAGUCUAAGGAGGUGCGGUCAUCUCAACGUGUUACAAGGGGCUCCUCGGGGACCUCCAAACCAACUUUGGCCUCAAAGUCUAAGGAUGUCAUCUCUAACACUCCAGUUCCGCCGGCCACCAAGGAUGUUGCUCCUGCCUCGACAGACGUUCCUCCAGCUACGAAUGAUGUUCCUCCAGCCACUAAAGACUUGCCUGCCAACUCUACUCUGAACAUCUCCGAUCAACGUUCUCAGGGCGGUCAAUCAAUCAAUGCGCCUUCUGCCUUGCCUCCAUCUGGGAGGGUGUUGCCGAAUUCGACCUUGCCGGAAAAAUCAAAGGAUGCUCAAAACAAGGAUAAGGAUGUUGUUGACGAGGGGGUGGACGAGUUGGAGGAGCUGUCAGACAAGGAGGAAGCUCCAAAGAAGCGAGGUGGUAAAGGGAAAGGCAAGGCCCAGAAGAAGACUCCGAAAACACCGAAACCGCCAAAGACGCCCAGGCUUAAAGUGUCGGAAAUGACGCCGGAACAGAAACUCGAGCGGGAUCGAAAGGUAAAGCAGAGGAAGGAGGAGAAGGAUAAUUGUGUGUAUGCAAUCCCUCCUCAACCAGGUGCUUUAUUAGCUCCAAUGUGGCCCCCGCUAACGUGCGAGGAGGCUCGGAUAGCUCACAAGGACAUGCUGGUCAAAUCAAGGAAUCCUCACUGGAACUACGGCCCCGAACUCAUGGACAGGGUGGCAAAGAUUGUGAAGGCUUUUGGAGACGAUUUCGAGGAUGACGAGUUUUACACGAAAAUGGAUAACUUUAAGCCUGACUUGGAAGCCAUCCAAGCCUUUGGCUUGGUGUAUAAGGAUGAGUUUUUGAACUUGAUUCCAACUUGCCCAAGGCUUGUGCAGGUGGACGCAGCCGAUCCGUUCUUCAAAGAAGGUGUUGUAGAUCUGUCGAUGAUUAAGGCGGCGCAUGACUCGGACGACAAAGUCAAGGCCUCAUCUUGGCAGUGCUUGUACGGAAUGAUGAUCAGGACGGAUGAGCACAGCGAUUAUACUGAGGAUCCGCAUACGGUCAAGGCGAUCGACUCGUCGUUUCGGAAGAUCCACACUCUCACCCAGUCUUGUUUCGACCACUUCCAUCACUAUGUUCUACCUAGCAACAAGCCGGUCUGCGACACAUCGGCAACUUGGAAGCAAGAUACGAUGUUCCAAUCUGGCGAGUUUGUAUUGGCGAAAAUCAAGGCCUUGAAAGCUGGUGCCCAGGGAACUGCUAGCCAUGGGAAUAAACGAACGGGAAACGGCCUUAUGAUCUUACAGAAACGGAUUUGGGAGACUCUUUUCUGCUGUCUGAUGAUGCAACAAGCGCUUUUUCUAGACGAUCUCGACCACUGUAUCAAGACCAAGUCCUUUCCGAACAAAACGAUGGUUGUUUCUCAAUACAUGACAGCAGAAGAUCGGAGCAAAAGUCUGUUCAAAACCGGAGACGUGAAGGACCUCAAGGACUCUAAGGCUCUCAUUGACUGGGGGCAAGAUCGUCUGGCGGCCUUUGGAUCGAUGGCGAUUUUUUUCUUGUAUGGUGCGGCUGGUUGGUGGCAGUGUCUGACUGACUCCCACAACUAUAACCAAAAGGAUGUCUGGGCACUGGUGUAUAUUGCUGAAGCUAAGGCGGAUUGGCUUUACAAUAACGGUCACUACCACGAGAGGACCCCUCAAGACACGCCAUGGUACCGGAUCGAUGGCUUUGUGCGUUGGCUACUCCACAAGACUAACAUGCAUCUCAGACUCACGGCAACGACAGACACGGUUGAUUGGCAAGCGGCGCCCCGAUUCUGGAAUCAACAUGUGACUGAACAAACGAUUGCUAGGCUAGCGCUGCAAGACAUACUGGCUGAAGUCUGUUCGAAGAGUCCACGCAAGUCACUCAAUUUUAAUGGAGAGGCGGCGCCAGAUGUUGUCGUAGACAAAGAAGAUAAGCCACUCGUUGACGAGUUCCGAUCGACUCUUACCUGCGGUUGGAAUGCUACGAUUUGUGCCAAUGAAGAUGCAAUGACUAGUCAGCCUGGCCCUGGUGAAGAUGAAGGAGAAGCUAACGGCGGCGGCGAAGGAGAAGCUAACGGUGGCGGUGAAGAUGAAGAGGCUGCUAACGGUGGCGGUGAAGAUGAAGAAGACCCUAACGAAACCCAGGAAGAAGGUGGAUUCAUCCGACCAAGUCAUAGCGGGCGUUCAGAGAACUCUUUUGCGACCAGGCGAGGUGGCAGCCCCAGCAAGGCUUCCUCAAGUUCAAGUUCGGACGAGAGUCAGGUCAAGGUCAAGUUGACUCAGACUAAGGGACGUAUCAGGCACCGGAAGCGUUCUUUGGUCCCUUCUUCCAGCUCUGAUGACUCUAGCUCUAGCUCUGGCUCUAGUGGUGAGGACGAGGAGGAGACAGACAUUGCAAGAUCUGACACUGAUGGUGGAUUAGAGGAGAGAAGCAGAAGACGGAGAGCACCCGAUGAUUGA